Molecule: messenger RNA, 1285 nt
Organism: Amoebophrya sp. A120
Lineage: Eukaryota; Dinophyceae; Syndiniales; Amoebophryaceae
Source: the annotation of a GenBank genome assembly
CAAGCCCGGAAUAUCGACCUGAUUCGGGACUACGCCGUCACGGUCCCGGAGCUUCGUGGCAUCCAGGCUGCAGGAGCGCCACUGCCGCAAUACGUUGUGAUCGAUGCGAAAACGCAGGAUCAACAACCUUACGAGGAAUUCAUAAUCCAAGCAGAAGGCGAGGGCGACACACAACUACAGGAACAAGCUCCGCAGGAGCCAGGUGCUGGCGCGGCAGUUCAAGUCGAAGAGCCAGGUCAGUGCCCGAUAUGUCUGGACGACAUUGAUAUGAACAGCCAAGAGUACGUUUACUGCGCGGGAGGUCGAAGACUUAACCACUAUUUCCACAAGGCAUGCAGCGGGGAUCACGCCAGGGAAAACUCAGAGGCGCGGUGCCCAUUGUGCAGAGAAGCAGGGGGGUUUAGGAUUGCCAAUGCUGGUCCAAACAUGGGCAGCCGGUACCCGCCAGCCAGGAAUGCGGCGGCGGGAGCUCCUGCGGCGGCGGGAGCUGCACAGGAGGUGGAUUUCUUUUCUGUAGUACCGCGGCGCGAAGACGCAAGCUGGAGAGGCCCGUCCGAGGAGGUACAGGUUGCCCGACCCGACGUCGAGCGUGCAGAGUUGAAUGCGCCUUUCCUCGGCGACGCGGAGGCGCAGACGCAGGCGGAGCUGUACCUCGCCUACCUGUCGUAUGGAAGUGCCAUGCGGGGAAUCCUCGAAUUCGAUCUAUAUUGGAACAAUUUGAAUGCAGAUGCACCCCCCGCCAUUUCUACAACCAGGCUCAUGCGAGUCGUUAUGGUGGUGGCCCGAGAAUGAUGGCCGUGGCACUUCUCGGUUGCCCGUGUCGUACUCAUUCUCCGUGCGCGACGCCCUUCAUCUACGCCCUAUGGCCAGUAGGAAGGCAAAGGACGCCGCGUGUUUGUAGUUUAGUGUGAGUCCUCUCUGUCUCCACCAUUCUCGGCCAGUGGUCCCCGUAGCCACACCAUUUCCGGCUUCGUCUCAUGUUUUUCGCGCGCGAGGCCGGGUGAGGCUAGUCCUAGUACAACUUUUUGUAUUGUUUGCGAGUGAAAACUGAAAGGUAUAUUCUCAUUAAAUCUUACAUUGAGGAUUUUCCCACCUGGUGCUUCCAUACCUCCCUUGUGCUCCCGGAGGCUCGUCCCACGCAGGCGAUGGAGAUGCUGCGACACAUGGUGAACCCGUUGACCACCUACUCGGCUGAGUCCAAAGGCAUUUUGCGGAACAUGGUGCGGUCGAAGGCCGCGGCCGCGGCAACGAAACAAGACCGGUCGCACCCGGACGCGCUGCGGGC